This is a messenger RNA of Microcebus murinus (gray mouse lemur), 1450 nucleotides long. It is a transcript of the gene UBE2L6, whose product is annotated as ubiquitin conjugating enzyme E2 L6. The record is from RefSeq and is a predicted model, not a curated record. Lineage: Eukaryota; Metazoa; Chordata; Mammalia; Primates; Cheirogaleidae.
CCGGGUCUCCCGACAAAGAGCGCGAGUUCCCAGGGCUGAGCCCCGGCGCCGGGGACCCGGCCGCGGCCCAGAGAGCCCUCUCCUCGGCGGCCUGCUCGUCUCUGCCGAGCGCUGGGGACAAGGUCCACCCAGCGAGCGCGCCGGCGGCGCGGGGCGUGGGCUGGGCCUCCGGACGUAGGGUCCCCGGGGCGGGGCUCCCCGUGUCCGCUUGUCGUGCACUGUCCAGCCGGAGUCCGUCAGUGUCACACGCUCGGGCCCGAGAUGACGGCGAGCAAGCGAGUGGCGAAGGAGCUGGAAGAUCUUCAGAAGAAGCCUCCUCAAUACCUGCGGAACCUGUUCAGCGAUGAUGCCAAUGUCCUGGUGUGGCAUGCUCUCCUCCUGCCCGACCAACCUCCCUACCACCUUAAGGCCUUCAACCUGCGCAUCAGCUUCCCUGAGGAGUAUCCGUUCAAGCCCCCCAAGGUAAAUUUCACAACCAAGAUCUACCACCCCAACGUGGACGAGAAUGGCCAGGUUUGCCUGCCCAUCAUCAGCAACGAGAACUGGAAGCCUUGCACCAAGACCUGCCAAGUCUUGGAGGCCCUCAACAUGCUGGUGAAUAAGCCGAACCUGGGGGAGCCCCUGCGGGUGGAACUCGCCGACCUGCUGACGCAGAAUCCAGAGCUGUUCCGAAGGAACGCGGAGGAGUUCACCCUCCGAUUUGGAGUGGACCGGCCCAAAUAACUUGGUUCUGACCCCUCACUGCGCUGGAUCUUCUGCAUGGUGGAUGGACACACCUCGUGGACUGGGGCGAGAGCCCCUUUAUGGCCCCUUCCCUGUGCAUUUUUCCUCCUUGGGUUGUUAAUCGUGAGUUUGUGUGUGUGUGUGUGUGUGUGUGUGGCGGAGGGAGGGGGCCAUGGGUACGUGUGUUGUAGGUGGACUCACUCCCAGGCUCACCUGGCUACAGGUGCACCCUCCCACCCCUCUUGCCUUCCCUAGAGCCAGGGGAGUUAGGUUUGCAGAGGUACAGGCCGUUCCCCAGCUGCCCAUCUUAGAGGGGCCCUCAGGCCAGCUUGCUGGGGAUGCAGCCCAGCAGGCAAGCAGAAUCCCCCCAGGCCCAGGCAUUGAGGGGCCGGGGGCAGUGGGGAAAUCUUAGUGGGGGAGGCACCUGGAGGGUCCCAUGUUGACCAUGUGAUUAAAAUCAGCCCAACGACUGCUAGGCGUGUUCAGAUUUAGGUGCUAAACCUUUUAUUCUCCACUGAUGAAUCAUAGUGUGAAGAAUCUAACUUCCAUCCCAGAACUCUGACUAUAUGUUUCGAAACCACUCGCUUUCUCUCCCUUUGGGUCGCCAGUUCCUAAGGACCACGCCUCAGGCUGUGAGGUGUAUGCAUCCAUUCCAGGGUUGGGGGGGCCCACAAACCAUGUGCUUGCCUGCCAUUAAAGUCACAGGUGAAUCCCAGAGUUCAGCGGA